GUUGUGAACACGAAUUUUCGGUUUUCUAUAAAACUUUAUUAGAUUUUUAUGCUUUUCUACGUACUAAUGAUUGUUAUUCUCUUUCUAUAGCACAUUAAUGAUAUAUAAAGUGAAAUUAGAAAAUCUAUUUGCGCGGUGAGGAUGACCUUGCUCUUGUAAGAAUAAGAAAAUUACUUAAAGCAUAUAAAUUUGAAAAUUUUAGGAAUGCAAUCGGUUUUGCCUUCUGAUUCCUUGGCAAGAGGAUAUGGAUUGAUAAAAUUUAAAAAAGUAACUACUAAAAAGUCACCUAUUUUUGAGCAAAGAGGUUUUCGGCCCAGGCCCAGCUGAUCAUGCAGGAAUCACUAAAAUUAUUACCCCAUAAAACGUGAAAGGUAAAAAUCCUCGGUCCUAAUCUGCAAGUUUCCCAUUGAGCUCAACAACAACGGCAACAAAAGCCCAUGUGCACAGAAAGGGGAAAAAUAUAAAGAAGCGCGAUCAAUUUUGCUGGUAGAGGAUAGAGAUUCAGAUCCAGAAGGAAGAAAGAGAGAUGGGGAUCAGAUUCAUAUUGAUGGUGAACAAGCAAGGGCAGACUCGUCUCGCCCAAUACUACGAAUGGCUCACCCUCGAAGAACGACGUGCCCUCGAAGGCGAGAUCGUCCGCAAGUGCUUAGCCCGCACCGAGCAACAGUGUUCGUUUGUUGAGCAUCGAAAUUACAAAAUCGUAUACAGGCGAUAUGCUUCGCUGUUUUUCUUAGUUGGAGUUGACAAUGAUGAAAAUGAGCUUGCAAUUUUGGAAUUUAUACAUCUCUUAGUUGAAACCAUGGACCGUCAUUUUGGCAACGUAUGUGAGCUAGAUAUCAUGUUCCAUUUAGAGAAAGCACAUUUCAUGUUGGAGGAAAUGGUUAUGAAUGGUUCUGUUGUUGAGACAAGCAAGGCUAACAUUCUGACUCCAAUUCAGCUGAUGGACAAAGCAUCAUGAGGAAAAAAAAAGGGGUUAGUUUUCUAGAUUGGAUAUGGCGAUUGUCUUUGAGCAUCCUGGCAAAUUGUUUUUUAUUUUCUCCCUGUUUCUUUUCUUUUUUUGUUCGCCCUUUUCUUUUCUAUUUCAACUUUUUAAGUUUUGCAAGUCGUACAAUAAGUUAAAUAGAAACAAAAACCUUCAACAGUUUGCUCCAUACUUAAUUGUAUCUAGUGUUUGCUUGUAUGAUAGUUUCAUGGUAGAAGUGGUUUAAUGACAUUUGAUUUUUUU
Messenger RNA from Durio zibethinus, 1225 nucleotides. Its product is annotated as AP-4 complex subunit sigma-like. The record is from RefSeq and is a predicted model, not a curated record. Lineage: Eukaryota; Viridiplantae; Streptophyta; Magnoliopsida; Malvales; Malvaceae. Gene Ontology annotation, biological process: protein transport.